GCUCGGCGGUAAACACCGGAGGCCGUCAGCGGGAGCCUGUUGGGACGUUUCUCCAGCGAGCAGUUCCGGACAAAGGAAAAGAAACCUGAGCUAAAGCUAGCUGGCUCUCUUGGGCAAUGCAGGCCAUUAAGUGUGUCGUUGUCGGGGACGGUGCUGUGGGUAAGACAUGUCUGCUCAUCAGCUACACCACCAAUGCCUUUCCUGGAGAGUACAUCCCCACAGUGUUUGACAACUACUCCGCCAAUGUUAUGGUGGAUGGGAAACCAGUGAACCUGGGCCUUUGGGAUACAGCUGGACAAGAAGACUACGACAGACUCCGCCCACUCUCCUACCCACAGACGGAUGUGUUCCUUAUCUGCUUUUCCCUCGUGAGUCCUGCCUCGUUUGAAAACGUCCGUGCCAAGUGGUACCCUGAGGUCAGACACCACUGUCCCAACACUCCCAUCAUCCUGGUGGGCACCAAGCUGGAUCUGAGGGACGACAAGGACACCAUGGAGAAGCUGAAGGAGAAGAAACUCUCCCCCAUCACUUAUCCUCAAGGCUUGGCCAUGGCCAAAGAGAUUGGCUCCGUCAAGUACCUGGAGUGCUCAGCCCUGACUCAGCGUGGCCUUAAAACUGUGUUCGACGAGGCCAUCCGGGCCGUUCUGUGCCCCCCACCCGUCAAGAAGAAGGGCAAGAAAUGCUCUCUCCUCUAAGGCCGCCUGCAGUUUGAACGGUUACAGGGGAACAUGAACGCUAGCGGUGAGAGGGUGGCUAAAGACACAGGAGAAACACACCAGUAUACACUCACAAUCAAUGUACUUCAGAUUCUGUCCUUAAGUGUAGUUCAAGCAGUUUUCAUGAAAAUAAAUCAGAUCCAGAUUUAGGCGAAGGGUUUGGGCGAUUAGCAGUCCUAAUAACUCUUUACUGUAUAGACAAAACUAUGAACUUUUCGAGGCCUUCUAAAACCGAUUGGAUGUUUUCUAAAAAAUGGACUGCAGGUUGUCUUUAAUUUCCUCUUCCACCUGUUGUCCACUUUUUUUUUCUUUUUUUUUUUUUUUGUUGUUUACAGUCGGGUUGGUUGUUGUAAGUGGAAAUAAUAUUGCCAAAUACAUUCUGCACACAUGCUGGUUUUUAGCUGAAAAUGAGAGUCUAGGUCUGUCGAUUCAGAUCUGUAACGUUUGCUGUUCGUUCAGCUCCUCCAUCAAUGGCAUUUUUAUCUCACAAGUUCACUUCCUCCUUGACAACAAGGAGCAUGAAGUAACCUGGAGGAUCUGUGCAGCUUCAGAUGAGUCCUUGAGUAACAUAACCUCCUUACUUACCAUCAGUCUGUCAACCCUAGAAUGAUUAAUGACGCCUAAAACAAAACGGGGAGAAGAUCAGACACCAACAGUGCUAUAACUCCCCCCAAAAAUGUAAUGAAUCCAGUAUUUUCUAUGUUUCAUCUAAUUAAAUUUGUCGUUUUCUUUCUGCUUUCCCUAAAUGUGUCUCAGCCGGACAGCUGCCUGUGAUUGCAAACGCUGAAAA
Molecule: messenger RNA, 1506 nt
Organism: Poecilia latipinna (sailfin molly)
Lineage: Eukaryota; Metazoa; Chordata; Actinopteri; Cyprinodontiformes; Poeciliidae
Product: ras-related C3 botulinum toxin substrate 1
Exons: 6
Coding region: 117-695 (192 amino acids)
Biological process (GO): small GTPase-mediated signal transduction
Molecular function (GO): GTP binding; GTPase activity
Source: RefSeq, a predicted model, not a curated record